CUGAGGGCUCGCAGCUUGCAGCCCAUCGGCCCCGAGACCGGCGUGGCCAUCUGCAGGGUCGCCAUGUCGUCGGUGUUCGGCAAGCCCCGAGCGGGCAGCGGGCCGCACAGCGUGCCCCUCGAGGUCAACCUGGCCAUCCUGGGGCGCCGCGGGGCGGGCAAGUCUGCCCUGACUGUGAAGUUUCUCACCAAGAGGUUUAUCAGCGAAUAUGACCCCAAUUUGGAGGACACCUACAGCUCUGAGGAGACUGUGGACCACCAACCUGUCCACCUGAGGGUCAUGGACACUGCAGAUCUGGACACCCCCAGGAACUGUGAGCGCUAUCUAAACUGGGCCCAUGCCUUCCUGGUGGUAUACAGUGUCGACAGUCGUCAGAGUUUUGAGAGCAGCAGCAGCUACCUGGAGUUGCUGGCCUUGCAUGCCAAGGAGACGCAGCGCGGCUACCCUGCCCUGCUGCUGGGCAACAAACUGGACAUGGCCCAGUACAGGCAGGUCACCAAGGCUGAGGGCGCGGCCUUGGCAGGCAGGUUCGGGUGCCUGUUUUUUGAGGUCUCUGCCUGCCUGGACUUCGAGCAUGUGCAGCAUGUCUUCCAUGAGGCGGUGCGGGAGGUGCGCCGGGAGCUGGAGAAGAGCCCCGCGGCCCGGCCCCUCUUCAUCUCUGAGGAGAAAGCCCUGUCUCACCAGACCCCGCUCACAGCCCGACAUGGGCUGGCCAGCUGCACUUUCAACACUCUGUCCACGAUCAGCCUGAAGGAGAUGCCCACUGUGGCCCAGGCCAAGCUGGUCACUGUGAAGUCAUCCCGGGCCCAGAGCAAGCGCAAGGCACCCACCUUGACCCUACUGAAGGGCUUCAAGAUCUUUUGAGGACCCUUCUACAGGAACCUCAGGCUCGACUGAUGCUUGGGGCUGCAGGGCAGGGGCUGCCUUGCCUUCCGAUGUACCAGAGGCCCUUAUGCUCGGGUCCAUAGCAGACUCCACCUCCAGCACCAAGCAGUCCCGACAUGCUCACUGUGUGAGCCAGAGGGACAGGCAGGUAUGCUGCUCUGAGUCCCUCCAGGCCUUGGGCUUCAUGGUAACCUCUGCAUCCACCACCCUGGAGAGAAGCUGCCCCUGUUACCAACCAGAGACCUGGAACCAGGAGCGAGCAGAAAGGAACUGCGGUGCAUAUCCUGUGCCAAGACUCUCGUCUGCUCCAGCCACUGUUAGGCCCCCUGCAGCCCCGGUUCAAAGCAGCUUUAUCUAUGUGAAGGCCUGUAGCAGUUUACAGGAUGGCUGGCCCUGGGGCCCUACUUCCACCUGGUGGUAGAAAGAGGUAGGGCAGUUGUCCGGAGGCCCAAAGCUGGUGCCUCCCGUGUCUUCUGAUGUCUUAAAACCCCAGGCUACAAACCUUACAGCUUAUCCAAGAAAAAUCUGGUUAAAAUAAUCCUAUGGGAAAGCCUGGAUACGGCAAUGAAAUCUGGAUGGGAGCAUUUCAGCACUCGCCUCUCAGCAAAGGGUGCAGAGAGGGGCUGUGGAUUGUCCAGGCUAGUGGGGAGCCCCCGGCAUUUUUUUUCACCAGCCUUUGGGGGGCUCUUGUGACCACUUUAUUAGUAGACCCACCCCCUCGGAUCACCCUUCUUGAGCUUAAUGACUAAGGCUGCAGAAAGUCAUUCUACACAGGUAGGUGUAGUCUGGUUUGGUUGGACCUAGGACCCUCAGCAAUGGAUCUG
Messenger RNA from Peromyscus californicus insignis, 1709 nucleotides. It is a transcript of the gene Rasl12, whose product is annotated as RAS like family 12. The record is from RefSeq and is a predicted model, not a curated record. The transcript has 5 exons. Gene Ontology annotation, molecular function: GTP binding; GTPase activity. The coding region runs from base 64 to 864 and encodes 266 amino acids. Lineage: Eukaryota; Metazoa; Chordata; Mammalia; Rodentia; Cricetidae.